GUUUAUCUAAAAUAACGAUGAUCGUAAUCAACUUAUGACAUAAUGAUUAUUGUUUUCAUUAACCAUAUUUUAUCACAUAACACUAUAUCCGAACAUUCCAUAUAAAAUGACGAAGCCAAACAUCAACCCACGCAUUUGAACGCGGGCCUGAUUGUCUCGCGUUGCCAUGGUUACGGCGUCACCUUCCAUAAUGGCGACCAGAAUUUCGAAAUGGACGCGAGAACGAGGAGGCAGGAAAGAUUUUGUGGAUCCAACGCGCAAAAGCCACCAACCUCUGAAGAUUCAUCUGUCGGAAAUCGAGACAAGGAAGCUGCGUGAUUUGGCGACUAAGAGGAAAGAGGAGGAGACGAGAAACAAGGAGAUAACUCUCGAGGGGAAAGAGGAAUCGGUCAUGAGAAGGAGAAUCGAAAAACUGAGGGCAGAGUUACACGGCUUCGCACUUGAUGAGGACCAGCCUCGACCAGCUUCAGACAGAGGAGGAAAAGGAGUCGAAAAGGACGCGGGAGAAGGACAAAUAAAGAGGAAAACGGUGGAAGAACUGAGGCGGGAAGCGGCCCAGAGGAAUAGGAUCCUGAAUCGCGUCCGACGGUACAUUCCUCCGAAGGUCGUUCCUACGACGCCGAAGGAACGGGGCAGGAAAAUUCAUGCCAAGAUGCUUCAGGAGAGGGCGGUGCAGAUGAAGGAGAAGAAGAGCAGAAUAAAGGAGAAGAAAGAAAACGAUGACAUGUGGGGGGAAAUAGUCGCCAGGAAUCACGAGUUAUUCCAAGACGACCUUUGGAGAGAACAGUUCGAGAAGAUAGAAAACCGAGAUCGUUUGAAGGAUGACUUGGCUAAAUUGUGCGCCGAGCGGCAAGCAAGGGACGCGGCAGAGCAGGCGGAGCGAGUGCGCAUGCGCCAGAAUAUUGAAGGCAGUGACCAGGUCUUCCACCAGUAUCGAAUGCAUGUGCACAGACAGGCCGAGGAGGAGAAGCAGCGGAAGCGAGAUACUGCUCUGCGGGAGAUAGAGGAGAUCAGGAGGUACAAGCUGUCGGAGGCUGCCCGGGAGGACCAGCUGAGAGACGAGGACCUGAGGUAUUCCGCCUUCAGGAGAGCCUACGCCAGGAGGGUCAAGCAGAGGGUGCUGGAUAAGAUGCAGGGGAAAAAGCCCGCGCCCAUCGAGGACCUGGACGAGGCGGCAGCGGCGGCGUUAUAA
Messenger RNA from Penaeus monodon (black tiger shrimp), 1192 nucleotides. RefSeq names its product stress response protein NST1-like. Bases 167 to 1192 code for a protein of 341 amino acids. The transcript has 6 exons. Lineage: Eukaryota; Metazoa; Arthropoda; Malacostraca; Decapoda; Penaeidae. The record is from RefSeq and is a predicted model, not a curated record.